CAUGUAUCGUGUAUGUCGUGACGUCACGUGACGUGUUUGCAUCGACUAGUACGUAAAAAUAACCUUACGUAAAGAUAACCUUAGAGAAAUAUUAUUGUUGCUGUUGAUUUUUCUAUUCUAGCCUAAUUUGAAAUUAUGGCAGAACAGGAAAACUUCCUUUACAGGCUCAUGAACUCUGUAAUUUAUAUGGUGGAUGCGCCAGUCACGUAUGUCCGAGAGAAAUUAGUAGUACCGAAUCAAAAGAAAUAUCCAUGGUAUCAUCAACAAUAUCGUCGCGUACCGACGAUCGAUGAGUGUUACAUGGACGAUAUAGUCUGUGAGACCGAGGCAGAUUGUCAACUUAAACGCGAUAAGGCAGUAGAAGAUCAAAUUCUGUUUAUUCUAAGAAGUCGUUUUGAACAGUGUGCCAUCUAUCACGGCGAUGACGUACAUUUAUGCGAUCCUAUAAGGAAAAUUUAUGAUGAUGCGGCUGUUGCUUGGUUCAUCAAAUACGGUGAAAUGGGAGUAUCUUUAAACGCAAGAAAUGCAUACAUGAAGCAGAAACAUCGUCUGAUCUGGGAGCGCCGUCACGGGCCAGUAGGUACCGGCAUGAAACAACAACCGAACAAGGCGUAGCAAACUUGAACCGACAUCGUAGCUGAUUAUAUGAAUUUAAUGGCAAACACAUUCGUACAUUAUGAAUCUGAAUUACACGUUUGCUUAAUAUGUACAGAUGUGUUGUGAUUUAAAGACGGCGGGAUAAUAAAAAUAAUUUAU
Messenger RNA from Mycetomoellerius zeteki, 756 nucleotides. It is a transcript of the gene ND-PDSW, whose product is annotated as NADH dehydrogenase (ubiquinone) PDSW subunit. The record is from RefSeq and is a predicted model, not a curated record. NCBI's taxonomy places the organism in Eukaryota, Metazoa, Arthropoda, Insecta, Hymenoptera, Formicidae. Gene Ontology annotation, cellular component: respiratory chain complex I. The coding region runs from base 136 to 615 and encodes 159 amino acids. The transcript is spliced from 4 exons.